UUCAUUGUGACGUAUUGGAAAUUCAGUGGAUACUGCAGUUGGCUCUUACUGUCUAGGUUUCGGUAAACCGUUGUUGUGAAGAGAGGGGAGCGGAAAGAGAAAGUCGACUACAGCAUUUUUAGAAGAUUUUUUUAUCUACUGUACAUAUUCGUUGUCUAUUUAGCUCAGGCACCAUGGCGUGUGGAGCUACGUUAAAGCGCUCGAUGGAGUUUGAGGCCCUACUCAGUCCUCAGUCUCCUAAGCGAAGAAGGUGCAAUGCACUACCGGGGGCUCCAAGCACCCCGUCCCCUCAAAGAUGCAACCUCCGUCCGCCAGUUGACUGCCCAUCGCACUCGAUGUCUCCCCCGACUAUGGGAGGAGAGCACAGGCUAACUCCAGAGCAGAUCUUCCAGAACAUCCGUCAGGAGUACAGCCGCUACCAGAGGCGACGGCAGCUGGAGGGGGCCUUCAACCAGAGUGAGGCUGCCUGUAGCUCCACCGAUGCCCCCAGUUCCUCCCUCACCGCCCCCAGCUCCCCGCCAGGAGCUUCCCAAGAAUCUGCGCAAGAAAUAAGGAAAUUAAGCUCUGGUGCCUCGAGGAAGGACCAGCCGUCGUUCACACUGAGGCAGGUGAGCUACCUGUGUGAGCGCUUGCUCAAAGACCACGAGGAGAAGAUCCGGGAGGAGUAUGAACAGAUCCUCAACACAAAACUUGCAGAACAAUACGAAUCUUUUGUGAAAUUCACACAAGACCAGAUCAUGCGAAGAUACGGCGCAAGGCCUGCUAGUUAUGUCUCUUGAAUUCCCCAUCGAUGAGGUACCAGCUCUUCUCACAAGAUGGCUGCUCUUCUACUGCCCUUUCCUCCAAUAGAUUUGUGCUUUUUAUUUCCUUUUUUCAUGCUUUUUCGGUGCCAUGGUUUAUCCAUUUGUUUUGUUUUUUGUCAAACUGUCUGCUGGCCAAAAUGCUAAUGAACCGGAAGAAAAUGUAAUGAUUCGAGAUAUGCUAUUGCUCUGGAUUUUUGACUAAAGCAGAUCUGUCGUUCUACUCCCCAGUGCUGUAGUGGCUUUUCUGAUCCUUCUGUAUUAUAACCUGCCAGCACUGCCCCCUCUGCAGAAGCUGUAUUACUAAAUCCCCCUGGCCUCUCAUCCACCCAGUUUCUUUUUAUUUUCCAACUCUUUAUCUGAGGAUGUGGAAUUCUUUUGAAAAUAAAAUUUCUGUGAUUUAAAA
Messenger RNA from Salvelinus fontinalis (brook trout), 1206 nucleotides. Its product is annotated as akirin-1-like. Gene Ontology annotation, biological process: positive regulation of transcription by RNA polymerase II; negative regulation of skeletal muscle satellite cell proliferation; positive regulation of myoblast differentiation. Bases 174 to 779 code for a protein of 201 amino acids. Gene Ontology annotation, cellular component: nucleus; chromatin. Gene Ontology annotation, molecular function: transcription coregulator activity. The record is from RefSeq and is a predicted model, not a curated record. The transcript is spliced from 6 exons. NCBI's taxonomy places the organism in Eukaryota, Metazoa, Chordata, Actinopteri, Salmoniformes, Salmonidae.